CCGGCAGGUCAGACGCGCUGUGCGUCGACAUGUCAACAACAGUCGUGGACAGUGGACCAGCUCAACAGACAGAGAAGGAGAUGUCAUAUGAUGACUUCCGACGGUAUUCCCAAGAGUGCCAUCACAAAGAGCAGCUCCAUAGAAGCUUGUCGUCUGCUCUGGCUGCAGAUCUCUCCAGGCUGCUGCAGGAGGGGCUGAUGGGGGAUGCUCUUCUGCAUGCUGAAGAGGGAACAGCUGGAGCGCAUGUGGCUGUGCUGCUCGCCAGAGUCCCUCACAUCGUUCCCAAACCGAGAACCGACGAUCCCGUCGUCAUGAUCAGGAUGACGGAGUUCAAGCUGCCUGAACUCAGGGAUUACCUCAGGCACGUGUACACAGCGUAUCCGAGCCUGCACGGCGUCAAGUUCUCUCCAGGAGAGGGCGCUCCUCGCCACAGCGGACUGCCCCAUCCCGGGCCAUCGCGCUUCUCCGGUGGCUCAGGAGAGCAGGCGAGAGGCCAUGCUGGUUCCACGCUGUCUUACGCUGCUGCUCUACAGUCCGCCUCUGGACUCGGAUUCGACUUGCUGGCUCUCUACUGGCGGAACGAGGAAUGCGACUUCAUCAUACAAGUAGAAGACCAGGCGUUCCCCUGCCACAAGGCCAUCCUGUGGGCCCGGUCCCAGUACUUCAGAGCCUUGCUGAGCGGCAGUUGGAAAGAGAGCAUCAAGCAAUCCAUUACUCUGCAAGGCUUCAGCCCAGAUGUAACGAAAAUUGUCCUGCUGUUCAUGUACGGUGCCAUCAUAGACCUGCCAGAAGGAGCCAGCGCCAGUGAGGUGCUGUUGGCGGCGGACAUGCUCGGCGUCGACAGCUUGAAGGACGUGGUGGAGCUGGUUCUCACCCGGGAUUACUGCCACUUCUUCCCCAAGCCGUUGGGAGAGGUGAAGAGAACAAUUCCCGAGUGCCUCUCCAUCUCGCAGACGUUUGGCCUCAGAAAUCUCCACAUGCGCUGCAAGAGGUGGGUGGCAGAACACUUUGUGAAGGUGUGGAGCGAGCGGAGCUUUGCCUUCCUGCCUGUGGAGCUUCAGCAGACCUGCUUCAGGGCUGUGACUGAGAGCCUAACUGUGCAGAACGCGGUGACCGUGCUCUGCCACAGCGAGCAGUUGAUUUGCAGCCUUCCUGGAGUCAAGUGGGCCCAGAGGGUGAUGGAGCUGGCCACGGCGCUGCAGGAGGAGUGUCUGCAGUUCGUCGUCCACAACUUCCGCCAGGUCAUCCGCACACCACCCUUCCAAGACUUUCGCAUCAGAGAGGAGUUGACCACCGAGCCACUGUUGCUGAGGAAGCUGUGUUCAGCCGUUGCUGAAGGAGUGACUGUAGAUAACUGCUGCGACCUCUUUGCCGCUGUUGACUUCCUGGAGGAGACAAUCGACCAAGAGCAGCAAGAGCCCACAGGAAACGAGCCAUUCAGGCGAGAGAUCUGCGGGCUGCGCGGCCGCCUCUGGACCUUCCUGGCUCAGUCGCUCUACGCCAUUCGCAGCACGACGGGAUGGAAGACUCUGUCGCCCAGGCACAAGGAGAAAGUCUUGGCGGAGGCUAUUGAUGAAGGUGACGGCCGAAAACUCCACAAGAAACCCGUACUGACAAGCUCCAAGCUGAGCCUCGCAGCAUGCCCGUCGGCUGCGUCUGACGCUCUUCCUUUGCGAAGGAAUCCGAGGCUGGCUCUAACGACAAGCUCCUCCUCCCGUGGUGCCACGUCGGCCAUGAAGUCCAACGGCCUGAAGAUGGCCAACAAGCCAGGCGACGGCCCCGCCCCGAAGUCAAAGCCCCCAAAGAAACCGGGAGAGAAGGCCGCGGCGCCGAAAACGGCCCCGGCGGGCGUGCCGGUGGUGAACGGCACCGGGGCGGCGAGGGCCAGGCGGGACGUGGCCGGCACCAACGGCCCCAGAGGCUUUCACGUGGCAAAGGAGCCAGAGAAGAAGCCAAACCCAGGGGCGAGGCCCAAAACGUGUCCGCCGAGCGGUACGUCCUCCAGCCAGACGACGGGAACCAAGAGCCAGAGGCCUCCCUUCAGAAAGGCUCACAACGGCGCCGGCGCCACCCAGCCGCUGCCCGGCACCUCCCUCAAGUCACGCAGCCCUUCGCCGGACGGCGGCGCCGGCGACGCCCACAACCUCACAGGCGCGAGACCAAAGCAGGGAAAGCCCUCAGUCAAACCGCUGGCGGCCAAACCUGCGCCGAGGCCCGACGGCAAAGUCGCCAGAGGUACGAACAAAUCCGUGACGCCUUCUGGGGGAGUGGCAGGGAGGUCAGACCUCAAGACCAGGACCAGUACUGACAUUCAUGUGCUGAAAUCGACUUCUUUGGUGAAAAAGCCAACAGUCGCUCGGAAAAAUGGCAAAGAUUCAGCUGAUAAAACGGACAGUGAAACUUUAAAAAAGACGAUAAAAUCCACUGCUGCCAAGCCUGGAUCCAAGCUGAAAAGCAACACGGAAUUAUCUACAGACAAAGCCUCUUCGAAAGCUAAAGCCUCCACUGCUUCCAAGAAAACGGACAGCUGCAAAGGUGUGGAGAACGAUUCUGAUUGUAGGUCUGGGACGUCCGCUGACGCCCCAAAUGAGACGUCCAUUCCUGAGCCAGCCGACCUCCCUGCAGCGGACACUGAGCACCUGGUGAGCCGAACCGGCACAGACCCAGAGAAGCCGGAGUCGGCCCCUGAGCAUCCCGGAGCUCAGGCAGAGGGUAGUGGACAUGCGGAACCUGAGACGACUCCUCACCCCGUAGCUAGCAGUGACCCCAGAGCUGUUUCUGCCCAGGUCGAAGCCAGCAGAGACGCCGAAGGAGGCAAAGCGAAGCAGCCUCAAAGUGCCGUCGUCCAUUCUCACGUCGGCGCAGGACAGGCCCGCAAAAUCAGUUCGCCGAGUUCGCCCAGAUGCGCCGACGGGCCCGUGGAAACCCCCGGCGGCACGGAAGGCGUCGACACCCUGGAGGACUCGUGGAGCGGCGUCCAGCAGCAGGUCAGCCCCGAGUCCGAGACCGGCAGCACGCACACCACCUCCUCGGACGACAUCAAGCCGCGCUCGGAGGACUACGACGCCGGGGGCUCCCAGGACGACGACUGCUCCAACGACCGCGGCGUCUCCAAGUGCGGCACCAUGCGCUGCCCUGACUUCCUGGGCCGCAGCAGCAGCGACACCAGCACCCCGGAAGAGCUGAAGAUGUACGAGGCGGGGGCAGGGCUGAGGGUGGAGGUCCGCCUCCGGGGCAAAGAGGCAGAGACCACCAGCGAGGAGGAGGCGGCGAGGCAGCGGCCCCGGUCCUGGCUGCGACGGGACGAGGCUCCGGCGGGCGACGGGCGCUCAGCAGCUGAGGAGACCGAGAAGAACGUUCCCGAACCCCAGCUCUUCUCCUCGCAGGAGGAGGAGGAGGAGGAGGAAGACGAAGAGGAGACGGAAGACGAGAGGUCCGAAGUGGAGGUGAUUCCGGGAGAAGCGCCGCCUCCGCCGCCAACCGAUCCCUCGCCGCAUUUCCAGGGCAUCGUGAACCUGGCGUUCGACGACGGCGUGGACCAGGACAACGACCAGCCCGACUACCAGUCCACGUCCAACUUCCGCCGGUCGGUGCUGCUCUCCGUGGACGAGUGCGAGGAGCUGGGCUCAGAGGAGGGCGGCGUGCAGACCCCUCCGCAGCACCCAGACGACGCCUCGACUCCCUGCGAGGUUUUUGAGUGUGACUCCACCGCGUCCCGCGACCGGCCGAACCACGUCUCGCGCCGCCCCGGGGACGACACGCACGAGAAUCACAAGACCGACGACGAGGAUGACGACAAGUCUGUUUUCCUCACGGAGGUCCAGCAGCCCGUCGGCGAGGACAGCAAUCACGUCCAGGUGGAGGAAGAGAAGUCCGACUGCACCCCGCCCGACCCUGAGACCAGAGACCUGCCCCCCCACGAGCGCCCGUGCCACCUGGACCUGAGACACACCGAGCUGUACGAUGGAAAGACGAGCAAGAACCCCACGAAGGCGGAUUCCCGUGUGGACGGGAAUGAGCCCCAGCUGUCGGAUCAGGCGCCUUCGCACGCUGCUCAGGAGCCAGCAGGGGACAAUGGUUGUGACAGAUUGGAUCAAAGCUGCAAACAUGACCGUCGACCGUCCAAAGCCCUCUCUCCCAUUUACGAGAUGGACGUGGGAGAAGCCUUCGAGUGCUGCUCAGACAGGGAGCGCCACGCCAAACGGCCAGAGGAGGAGCGACAGCGGCGGGACGACGUGGACCAGAGCAGCCGGUUCGCCGAGCGGGACUGGAGCCUGCUCCGGCAGCUCCUCUCGGACCACGAGUCCAACCUGGGCGUCAUCAACCCCGUGCCGGAGGAGCUCAACUUGGCCCAGUACCUCAUCAAGCAGACGCUGUCCCUGUCGCGCGAUUGCCUGGACUCGCAGGCCUUCCUGUCCCCGGAGAAGGAGACCUUCAAGCGCUGGGCGGAGCUCAUCUCGCCCAUGGACGACUCGUCCACCAGCAUCACUGUGACCAGCUUCUCUCCGGAGGACGCUGCGUCUCCACAGGGGGAGUGGACCAUCGUGGAGCUGGAGACACACCACUGAGGACACUUUAACCACCUUCCGUUUCAACCCGUCUCAUUAUCCUUAUUUAUAAUCUCACCUUGUCCCUCAAUGUCGUGUCCCUCUUCCGGGACUCUACCAAAACUGUGGACUUGGCAGCAGUUGGUGUUCCUCGCCUCACUUUAUGAGUCGCUUGUCGACACAAAGGAGCCGUUACGCAUGAUAUUUUUGUAUGUUUUACCGGUUCACUUGAUGUUGCUGUGAAAGCUGCAGAAGAUAAAAAAGAUUCGGCAAAAACAAAACAAAAAUCAGUCUCUGAAUCUUUUUUUCCCCCCUCCUUUCCCAAGA
Messenger RNA from Salarias fasciatus (jewelled blenny), 4874 nucleotides. RefSeq names its product BTB domain containing 8 (gene btbd8). The record is from RefSeq and is a predicted model, not a curated record. NCBI's taxonomy places the organism in Eukaryota, Metazoa, Chordata, Actinopteri, Blenniiformes, Blenniidae. Gene Ontology annotation, molecular function: protein binding.